CUCUUGCAUUUUUCCAGUUUCAGACAAAACGAUGGCUCUUACCAAGGGAAAGUUGUUUCUUGUGUUAGUAAUUUCAGCUCUUACGGCCAAUACGACAGCUGUAGUAGCUUCCAGGGACUUGGUGACAACAAUUCAUCACUCAGUUGGUCAUAACUUAGCAGCUCGUAUCAAUGGAGAAGACGGUGGUGCUGGGAUGGUGGAAUGCUGGAAUGCAUUAUAUGAGUUACGAUCGUGCACUAAUGAAAUUAUUCUUUUCUUCAUGGAUGGAGAGAUGUAUCUUGGUGUUGAAUGUUGUAGAGCUAUUCGUAUUAUAACUCGUGAAUGUUGGCCUUCCAUGCUUACUUCUGUUGGCUUUACUGCUGAAGAGGGAGACAUUUUACGUGGUUAUUGUGAUGCUUCACACUCGACUGCCCCUCGUUCUUCACCUGUUACUAUGCUUCCAUCGGUACAGACUCCUGCUCAGUCACCUUUCUUGGGACCAAGUACUCCCCCACCAGUGGUCGCCUGAUAGAUAGGAACUAAUGAUACCUGGAGAACCUAUCUAUUUUUCUAUUAAGUCCUUUACAAAUGGGUUUUGCUUAUGUUGUUACUUGUUAGGCUCAUCAUCUAUUUGGUGCCAUAAUUAGGAGUGAUCGUUUGUUUUACUUUGUA
Papaver somniferum (opium poppy) is the source of this 651-nucleotide messenger RNA. Its product is annotated as egg cell-secreted protein 1.2-like. Lineage: Eukaryota; Viridiplantae; Streptophyta; Magnoliopsida; Ranunculales; Papaveraceae. Bases 32 to 508 code for a protein of 158 amino acids. Gene Ontology annotation, biological process: double fertilization forming a zygote and endosperm. The transcript has a single exon. The record is from RefSeq and is a predicted model, not a curated record.